UCGUAAAGGAGAUUGUAGUCACUGAUAGGCAAUUGGGUGUAACUUCGAACGACACCGACACGAAAACAUCCAAUUCUGUGAAACAAAAUAGACUGCCGAGUAACGAUACCUUUCAGGAGGUAAACGCGGAGGAGAGCGAGGAUUUAAAUACGCAGAAUGGGUCUGAUAUCAGUCCAACUCCACCCACCAACAUGACAGCUGCGGGACAAGCUGCGACAUCAAAUACAUUGAAAAAAUCAAAAACACCGAGUAAGUCUUAUAAUACUAAUAGACCUAAUUUAACAAUUAAGGCGGAUGCUAGACCGAAAAGAAGCAAUAGUUUGAAGAGAUCAGAUAGCACAAAGAGUGCAAGCAGCCCGAGAUGCCUGGAUAGCCCGAAGCGAAUUGACUCUUCUGCACGAGGAGACAAAUCAAGUCGGCUGGACAGUCCCAAAAAACUUGAUACUCCAAGACGAUCGGAUUCUCCAAAGAAGCUCGAUAGUCCACGACAGAAUAACUUUUCCUCCCGUCUGGAUAGUACAAAGCGUAGCGACAGUCCGGGUCGAUUGGAUAGUCCAAAGCGUAUCAACAGUACUAAGCGCAGUGACACUCCGGCUCGAUUGGACAUAUCAAAAUAUAUCAAUAAUCCUAAGCGUAGUGACAGUCCGGCUCGAUUGGAUAGUCCAAAACAUCUUAACAGUCCCAAACGAUGUGACAGUCCGGCUCGUUUGGAUAGUCCAAAACAUAUCAAUAGUCCAAAACGAUGUGACAGUCCGGCUCGUUUGGAUAGUCCAAAGCGUAUCAACAGCCCCAAGCGCAGUGAUAGCCCGCGUACCGGUAGUCCAAAACGUACCGACAGUCCCAAGCGUACCGACAGUCCCAAGCGUACCGACAGUCCAAAGCGUACCGACAGUCCAAAGCGUACCGAUAGCCCUCGAUCGUCUCCAGUAGCUCCCUACUUUACUUCUUCCAACGUUUUGACUCUUCCACCGAGCGGUAGUAAAUCGGACAAGACUGCGUCGCAGAAUUGUGCCGGCUGUGAUCUGCCUAUAUCUGGCCCCGUGUUGUCGGCUGUGGGGAGGCGUUGGCAUCCUGCACAUUUUGUUUGUAAGCAGUGUGGUGAUUCCUUAGAGAAUGUCGCUUUCUUUGAGAAAGCCGGCAAUCCGUAUUGUCGAAAGGAUUUCCACGAACUGUUUAGUCCAAAAUGCGCACAAUGUGAAAUGCCCAUUGAAGGGAAAAUAGUCAGUGCGCUUGGCAAGUCGUGGCACCCAGGACAUUUUUGUUGCCAGAAAUGUGGCGAUCCGUUCGAGUCGGGCGGUUUUAUGGUUCAUAAUGGAUUACCAUACUGCGAAAAAGAUUGGAUUGAGGAACAUGGUGAGCAUCGCCACGGUGUACAGGCUGUAGCAAACCCAUCCGGGGCGAAAUUAUGA
Messenger RNA from Paraglomus occultum, 1409 nucleotides. Lineage: Eukaryota; Fungi; Glomeromycota; Glomeromycetes; Paraglomerales; Paraglomeraceae. The record is from the annotation of a GenBank genome assembly.